Aspergillus chevalieri is the source of this 2205-nucleotide messenger RNA. It is a transcript of the gene RIM21, whose product is annotated as PalH/RIM21 family protein. Bases 1 to 2205 code for a protein of 734 amino acids. Gene Ontology annotation, cellular component: plasma membrane. Lineage: Eukaryota; Fungi; Ascomycota; Eurotiomycetes; Eurotiales; Aspergillaceae. Gene Ontology annotation, biological process: cellular response to pH. The record is from RefSeq and is a predicted model, not a curated record. The transcript has a single exon.
AUGGGGGACGCCGCUGGUCUGACUCCCCGCCAGAUCUGGGCUCAACCAACAUCCACGACCACCACGAGUUAUCACCCCGGUUGUACGCCGUUUCUCUUGCCACAGCAUGGCUAUAUUCAUUUGAACCGGACUGCCACUCUCACCUUGACGCAGAAUGCGGUUUUUGAGCCUCUAUGCACGGGUGAGCCGUCGAAUGUUACCAAUCCCUCUGCCGUGCUGGAUACCCGCGACCCCUUUUACUCCUCCGUUACGCCGCAGUUAUAUGCAAUCGGUUGCGCCACUGUUGUCAGCUAUCUUCUCGUUAUUAUCCUUCUGAUUACUCCGCGUACAUAUUACAUCGGUGGCCCCAGCGGUGGCGCAAAUUUCUUGAGUCGACAUGGUAUGAUUGGGGGGUCCUAUAGUGGUGGUUCCUCGACUGUGGGAGUUGGUGGCCGACCAUGGCUUCAAAAAGUUGCUGCAAUAUUGGUUGCCAUCUCAUUGACCAUCGCGAGUGCGGAUUCGUUCAAGGUCGCUGAGAGGCAGUAUGUAUAUGGAUACUCGGAUGCUGAAGCACUAACUGCAGAGGUUAUUGAUGGGAACGAAAUUCGAAUAGUUCGCGUCAUAUCCAGCACUUUUCUCUGGCUUGCUCAGGUUCAAACGUUGAUCCGAUUAUUCCCGCGACACAAGGAAAAGGUCAUGAUCAAAUGGGCUGGUUUUGCACUAAUCGUGUUGGAUACAACGUUCAGCAUACUCGAGAACUUCCUCGUGAAAACCAACACCACGCGACCACGAUUAUAUGACGAUGCGAUUCCUGCGCUCAGUUACCUAUUUGAACUUUCCUUGAACUUACUCUAUGCCGCAUGGGUUAUCUUUUAUUCCUUGUCGAAACACCGAUUCGCGUUCUUCCACCCGAAGAUGAAGAAUAUCUGCCUGGUAGCACUUCUAUCGCUCUGUGCGGUGUUGAUUCCAGUUGUGUUUUUCGUGUUGGAUAUUGCAAAGCCUGACGUGGCUGGCUGGGGUAGUUACAUCCGAUGGGUUGGAUCUGCCGCAGCGAGUGUCGUGGUCUGGGAAUGGGUGGAACGGAUCGAGGCUUUGGAGCGCGACGAAAGAAAGGAUGGAAUUCUCGGAAGGGAGAUCUUCGAUGGUGAUGAAAUGUUGGAAAUUACGCCGUCAGAAGAAGUCGAUUGGCCGCGCCAAACCUAUACUGGAAAUGAUCGAGGCGGCGGUACAGGCGCAUCGUCAGGCUGGGGAGGCAUGAUGGGCUUAGCACAUCAUCCCUUGCGAACUCGAAAUAACGGACCACGAAGACAGCCUGGCCCACAGAGUCAAACAUACGCCCUCUUUGCCGAGUCACGGCGCCGGCGAGCAGCCCGGCCCACUCCACCGCCGGUAGCGGUUACGCCUGUCAGCCGAGCAGAUACCAACAGUGCGGCAAGCACGGUGUAUAACGUCCGCUACCACCCUGUAUCGAGUCCCACCCCGCCGGUUGUGAUGCCUUAUAUGGAAGAGGAGGAGGAAACGGAUGGACCCAAGGAGCAGGAUAUCAGACAGCGUAAUGAUCAUUCCGACGAAGCUCUCACGGCACAACAGCAUCAAACCGUCCACACAGAUCCACGAUGGCGGAGUCUACUGAAUCAAUUCAAACGAAGACGUGCAUCUCCGCCAAGGGAAGUCGCCUCCGCACAGGCAGAGCAUCCCGAGGAGAAAGAGUCGGAUUCCUCCGAGGACGAAGGGAACGAACAGCAACCCAGUGCGCCGCGCAGAGACAAUCAUUUCUUCCCUUUUCACCGGAAAAGACAUCCUGCAAGCGGACGACAAGCUGCCGAUGCAUCCUUGCCGAUCACCGUCAUUCCUGCCCGCAAUCAGGGACAAAGCAACUGGUCGCCGCAGUUGUUCAAUGACUCAAGUCUUCUUGAGCAGGGCCGCCAUCCAGUUUCCGGUCAUUCUAAUUUACCUGUUAGGGUCAUUCCAUCGCAGAUGGGAAUCGCUCCGCCAUGGUCGGCCGACGGUAAUGCCAACCAUUAUGAACUGCGCUAUGACCCCGAAGCGGCGGCUCUUGUCGGGUCCGAUGACCAUCUUCCAGGCCAUAUUUCUACGAAUCACACGCACGAUGCGUCUCAAGCUUCUGAAGGGGCGGGUUCUGAUGGGACGGUCUACCAACCUACACCACAGCGGCCGGGUCAGGAACGCGGGCAAUCUUUUGGCCAUUUCGGCACAGGACAAUAA